AAGCUUCGUCUGAAAGUUUUUUUUUGUGCAUGUAGCUUAUGGUUCUUGAAUUUGUCUAUCUCAAUAUGCAAGGAGGACCAAGUUCUUUAUGCAGGAAGGAGAUAUGAUGAUAAGUAAGCGCAAUGAAUGAUCUUUGGCAAAAUACUUUUACUUUUCGUGUACCAAAUUCCUCACAUCUAAUGAAAAUGAGAUUGCCGUCCUCGUCCUUUCGCUGCUCAUUCACAACAUAAUUGUGUUACGGAUAGAAGCGCUAUGAUCCUGCAGCGAGCUCAAGGAAGUCUUUUUGCUACCAGCGACAUGAUGGUAUCGAGUAACUUGUGACGACCGGAUGGAAUACCGACGGUACUAGUGGUGCAUGGUUUUGCGUAUGAAAAAACCGCUUUGGGUCAUCGAUGCUUUCUCUCUUUGGUGCUAGACGAUGACGCAGAAGAUGAAAAUACGGCAUCCGCAUCAUAUUCGGACAAGCAAACACUGGUGAUGCAUAGAAGUGCGCGUCAAGACAUCGCUAGUUCUGCAUGUUGCCUCACACAAAACAUUGCGAGUGAUCGGAUUGCGUAAUGCCUCUAUAAGUUCCCGGCAAGAAUUCGGAGUGAGCGAACACCAUCGAAACACGAGAACGGACGGAGUGCUUUUUUAUACCGACUUAUGGCGAAGCCGAAGCCGCCAUUAGAUUUGGAACCGCAGUCCAGCAGGGGAGUUGCUCGAAGCAUGGGCGUUGUAUUUACGCCGUGCCCUUUCCCACGGUGUCUAAUCUACGAGUUGUAGGCUGUACAACCUAAAAGCCGCUUGUCCUUCCUCCUUCAUUUGGGUGCUACCAAAGCGAAGUUGUGGGAGAGAUUUUAAACGCAACUAAAUUGGCGUGGAUUUUCUCGAGAACAUCCGAGGAUUGCUAUCAUCGUCAGUACUUCAUCAAAGUAAUACUCCUUAUACCACGUCGACGUCGUCAAAGUAACGCGCCUACUAAGGACAUUUGCGUAGUCGAAGCGUCUUCCGUGGUCGAGGCGCCUUACGUGGUCGAAGCGCCUCACGCUAGAGACCACAAUGUUUCUUUGGGUAUUUCCCUUGGUGAUAUUCGCCAUCAUUGCGGCGUUCGUAGGUUUGUGGUUAUGGACGCUAUUCCUCGAUACAGCGAGGCCGCCAAGUGCGCGGCUCGCGAUGCACAUCUUUCUGGCAGUAGUAUGCUCAUUGGAGUUCUUCAUCUGGUACUACUUCUAGAUUUCUUUGCAAUUGUGGUUUAAUUCUCGGCAGCGAGAGUGAGUAAAGUUUUGCUGCGUGGUUCUGUUCUUCCAUUAUCCCGGGAUUUCAUGUGGCACUACAUGUAAUGAACUUGGUUGCGGUAUCAGCUCAUUCUAAAGAUGUAGAAUCACACUCAUUUACGACUACAGGUGGCGCGACAACCUUCGAGAUUGGGCCUUUUGGUGUGUCAUGUUCUGCAAUUUCUGGGGUAUGUUUGACGCCAUUCUUCGUUUUCCAACCGUGCACGAGCUGGAUAGCUUCUUCUCGUUGAAGAUGAUAGUGCUAGUAGCCUUGAAAACGAUGACAUACGCAGUGGGAUUCAAAAAUAUGGGCAAAAAUGCGAUUCUCUUCCUUGGUUGCCUCUUCGGCUGCGUCUGGAGUAUGCCGCUAUUAUACGUAAUGGCGCUUCCAAUAGGAGACUCACGGAUGGCGCACGCAAGAACAGACUGUAGUAAAUUCACAAAUUAUAACUCUUUCUCAAUGGAUUCUACUUAAUUUUUUCAUAAUCAUUUUCAUCUUGUACCAAGGAAGUUGUUGCACCAUUUUUUUUACUCUUCACAAAUGGAGGAGGCCACACUCGCAUUGUGUGGAACUGCGGCGUUGGCUUUUUCAUUAAAAAUUUGAAAAUAAAUAUCCUCAACAGGCCGUGACGUCGACGUGCUGCUGAAGAUAUAUAUUUUCUGUUCGCAACAAGAAAGCGAAUACCGCAAUGACAUGAGGGACAAUAUGAUCUACCUUCGAGACACCGCAUUGUCGCAGUUGGCGAAGGUUCCAGGGAUGGCGCCCGUACUGGUAAGGGCGAACUUGGUAGAUCGAAGGGUGUUGCGGAGGCCUGGCAGAGAAAUUUAGCACGCUUAUUCUGAUUGUAACCUCCCUAUUAGCUACCCAUACUAAAAGCAGCCUCCGUUACUGAUGUAGCCCCCGUCCUCCAUCGUGAUAUGCGAAACGGAACGAGACGAAACACCAGUGUCGCAAGCAUGAGCGUCGCUUUCAGCAUAUUUCAGGCUCUUGAUGCUGGUCUCUUGACGGCUGGUACAGCCAUGCAGGGAUCGAACUGAGUAGUUCUCUUGUAAUUUACUCGACCAGAAAACCGAUACACGCAGAUUCGCUCCAGCUCAAACCGUCACUCCUUUUUUUUCUCGACAGUCACCUUUUUUGAGCAUUGUUUUGUGAGCCACGUGAGUGUCUCACGAAAAACCGACGUUAGAUCGAUCUUCACGCGUUUGGUGUUACCAUUUUCCUGAUGUCGACCCAAAAAUAAGUUCGAAC
Molecule: messenger RNA, 2505 nt
Organism: Amoebophrya sp. A25
Lineage: Eukaryota; Dinophyceae; Syndiniales; Amoebophryaceae
Source: the annotation of a GenBank genome assembly